Messenger RNA from Scylla paramamosain (green mud crab), 7041 nucleotides. It is a transcript of the gene lili, whose product is annotated as protein LMBR1L-like. Gene Ontology annotation, molecular function: transmembrane signaling receptor activity. Gene Ontology annotation, biological process: signal transduction. The coding region runs from base 151 to 1752 and encodes 533 amino acids. The transcript is spliced from 11 exons. Lineage: Eukaryota; Metazoa; Arthropoda; Malacostraca; Decapoda; Portunidae. The record is from RefSeq and is a predicted model, not a curated record. Gene Ontology annotation, cellular component: plasma membrane.
UCCGCCAUGACAGCAGUGUGGCGUCAGAAGCCAAAGCGAGAGGAGGUGCGUUGCUGCUGCUCCUGAGGCCCACCUAUGUAACAUGAUGUGUGAGUGUACUGAGGUGCUUGAUGUGACCACUAGCAGCACCAGCACAUCACGGCCACCAGCAUGAGCAGCGUGAGGAACAUCAGUGAGCUGCUUCCUGACGAGCCCAUUAAAGACCCAUUUGAGAAGGAGAUACAUUUUAACAAUACCGUCAGAGAAUAUAUUGUGUUCCUGGUGGUGUUGCUGCUGCUGUCUGUAGCCUCCCAUGUGGUGGUGCUGCGGUACAGGCGGCGGGAGGUCCCUCACCUCCCGCCGCCCCGCCACGCUGACGACGACGAGGCCAUGGUGGACAGGAUAGCGUUGUGGCUGUGCACCUUCAGCCUGUCCGUGUCCCUGGGGGCUGUGCUGCUGCUCCCCGUUAGCAUCCUGAGUAACGAGGUGCUGACGCUAUACAGGGAUUCCCUCUACGUGCAGUGGCUCAACCUCUCCCUCGUCCAGGGUCUUUGGAAUGUUAUUUUUCUGCUGUCCAACUUGUCUCUCUUCGUGGGCCUACCCUUCGCCUACCUCUUCACGGAAUCAGAGGGCUUCCCCGGUUCCAGAAAGGGACUCCGAGCUCGUGUGGUGGAGACAGUGGUGGUGUUGGUGUUGCUGGUGGUGCUGGUGUUGGGUGUGGCUGUCAUCAUUUCCCUCCUGCUGGGGUACUAUCAGGAGGAGAGCCUCACGCAGAUGAUAGAUGUGUGGGGCAGCUUCUAUCUCCCGUUCCUAUACUCCCUCAUAUCAUGCCUCGGUGUCCUCAUGCUGCUGUUGUGCACGCCGGUAGGACUGGCACACCUGUUCACCGCGAUGGGGCGUCUGGUGGUCAAACCUGGCUUCCUGCGUGACCUGGCAGAGGAGCACCAGGCAGCCGUGUUAUUAGAGGACUCCCUGGCUCGCCGCCUGGUCCGACCCUCCAUGCCCCACGCCCAGCCCCUCACCCGCUCCCUGGCCGCAGAGCCCUCCCCUGAGGAACUCCUGCAGCAGUACCGCAACGCUCGCACCAGACGAAUAAGACUGGAGAAGCGGCGGCGAGUGGGAGUGUUCCAGCGGACCCUGGCGUACCCGCUGGCCCUGCUGGUGCUGCUGGCACUGACGGGCACGGCAGUGUUCAUUGUGGUACUCAACACCCUGCAGCUGCUGGUGGGCAUCAAGGCUCUGCCCCUCGCCUCAACCCCAGCCAUCCUGGGGGAGGCACAGCAGGGAAAGAGGAUGGUGCUGCUGUCAGUGCUGGGGCCGGGUGGUGCAGUGCUGGAGGUGGUGCUCAUCCUGUACCUCAUUGCCGCCUCACUGCUGGGCUGCUACUCCCUGCCGGGGGUGUCACGUAUUCGGCCUCGCCGUGGUGACACUCCAAUGGUGCACGUCAUUGCCAACUGUGCCAUUGUGCUCAUCCUCUCCAGUGCCCUUCCCCUGCUGGCCCGGACCCUGGGCAUUACUAAUUUUGACCUGCUGGGAGACUUUGGGAAGAUCAGUUGGCUGGGCAGCUUCUGGAUUGUGCUGGGCUACAAUGCUCUCUUUGCCUCUGCUGCUGCCUGGUGCCUUGUCAAGAAGUUCACUGCCACCAUCAGGCACGAAAUAUACAUGAGGUUCAAGUUGCUGGCGAUGACGAUGGUGAAGAGGGAGACCUUCAAACUUCCGGCACAGGUCAUGAAUGGAACCAUCAUGAACACAAGCAACAUCAAGGAGGAGUAGUGAGAUGAGGAGGAAGGCCCACUCACCUACCUCCUCGCCCCCCUUAGGCAUCGCUAUCCCCCUGAACGAGUGUGUGAGAGCAAGAAGUAACUGAGUCAAGGAUGCUAACAUGAGACGCACCUUUUUUUUCUGGUAUGAAUGUUAGUAUGCAUGGCUAUAGUUUGGGCCCAGAGGGAGUGAGAAGAGGGCGUGCUCAGUCAGACCUUAAAGCAGUCAUGGUAUUUAUUUAUUGUUUAUGUGCAUUCCUUGUUUGCUCUGAGGCUGAAAUCUGUGCUGUCUCUCUUGGUGGUCAGGCUGAACACCUCCUCCCUGCAGCACAUCCUGGACCCUCUCAGUCAGGGCCACUCAUGACUUGUGGAGUAAAAUGAUAUCCAUUUAUUUAUUAUGCAAAGCAGGAACGUCCAGUGAUUCUCUCACACUAAUGACUGUGUCCUCAAAUAUUUUGGUGUCUUGUUUAUACUUUUUGUAGGCUGUAGUGGUGGCUAUUGGGGUUCUCUAGGGUGUUUUCAUGAUUCCAGUGAUAGUUUAACAAAGCUUCUGUACUACCAGUGAGAAAAAAUACCCUUGAGAAUCCAGGUGGUCAUCUUUGUGACCUUCGAGAAGUAUUGACAAGAGAACAAAGCAUUUAAGAAUAUAGGCUUGUGUCGUUGCCAAGAAGGGCCACCUACCCAAUGGUUCCCUUACUGAAUCUUGCAUCUCACCCUCAUCGACCUUUAUGACAGUGCAGUUAACUAGCAUUUCCCUGUCUGUGUUGUGGCUGUGGCUCUGUGUUGUGUGCUGCAGCCACCUCUGUGAUUCUCCUGGUGCAGCCUUGGCAGUGCAUGUUGCAUUACUUUCAUGAACCCUGCUGAGCUCUCUAGUGGAAGUUAACACAGGGUGAACUUGAGUAUUUUUGUCUUGUGUACUUCUGUAGUUACCAAUCCAUAUAACACACACACACACAGAUACACACACACACACACACACACACACACACACACACACACACAGUAUUCAGGCAGCUGUAGAUAUUUAAGUGACCCGAAUAGAGUAACGUUUGGGAUAUUUCUCAAGCCAUUGUGAAGUUAUGAGUGAAAAAGGAAUGGUAAGAGUUCACUUAUUUGAAUUUAUCAGGAUUGGAGUUAAGGGUGGCUAAAUUUUGUGAGAGUAAGAAUAAAGUUUGUAUAAUCCUAAAUUUUGAGAGUGAGGAUAAUUGUAAGGUGUUGGCAAAAAAGAGGAUAAAGACAAGAUUAACUAACACAUCAUAACGUAGUACCAACACACACACACACACACACACACACACACACCUACAAGUCUCUCAGCCAAAGACUUUCUUGUGAGCAUCUGUCGUAAGUGUUUCCUGUGUAGGAUUAUUUACCCUGCAAGUCCCUGUCAUCCCUCGCCUUCCUCCCUCGCCUUACCUUACCUGUGUAUCUUUGCUCAAAGUUGUACAAGAUUGGUGUGUGCUUCUCUGACCGGUGGUUGCUGGGGUGCGUGAGCUUGAACGACCGAUUGGGAGCAGCGCCAUCCUUCCUCUCCUUGGUAUUAGUGCUCUGCCUGAAUGUGGCCAUCAGGUCCAGCUCCUUGUCUCUCACAGUAAAGGUUGGCAUGCCAGACACUUGGUAUGACCCUUUCCUGUGGCUGCACCUUCUUUACCUGGUUGGCCUGACUGUUUGUGGUACCCUGGCAGUCACCAGAGACGGUCGUCUGAGACAAUAGUAAAUGAGCAUUGUGUUGACAUGUGUGGUUGACUGUGGCUGAUGACUAGUGGAAGAGUGGAGGCUGGAGGAGAGGAGAACUGUGAGGUAUGAGGAGUAGGAGGAAGAUGAUGAUGGGAAUAUUGUAUGAUAGGAGGAGGAGGAGGAGAUGAGUUAGAAUUAUGAGACAGAGAAGGAGGAAAAGAGGAAGGUGGAGGAAGAGGAACAGAAAGAGAGGAAGGAGAAGGAAGAGAAGAACAAGGAAGAGGAGCAUGUAUAUUAUACAACCCUUUUCUCCAUCCUCUUCCUUAAGACUGACAGGAAGAGGAGGAUGAGACAUUCUGCUCCUCCACAUCUUCUCUCCCUUUACUGUGACCUUUCUUCUGCCUGACCUUCACUGUGACCUGUGACCUCUUAGACUUAGCAUCUUGACCCUAGCAGUUGAUUUAGGGCCAUUAUUAGUGUGGCAGUGGCACGUGGCGGGCUGCAGUGUGCGGUGGUGCGUGGUAUUGUCUUAGGGAUGGUUUGCAUGGUCAGCUCCACCACCUGGUUAGUGUUCUAGAAGAGGCGGUGAUGUACCACACCUUCCGGUCAGGCUAUCGUUGUGGUAGGGUGUGUGGUGGCGUGUCUAUAUUUAAUUUCUGCCCCAAGGUGAUGUUGCUGGUGUGUGUGUGGAACAUUUAUUGCCAUUAAGUGUAUGUAAAGACCUCGUGGAGUGUAUGUGUGUAGAUAGUGUACAUAGGCUAAGUUGUAAUGGCUAAUAAGUUCUAAUUCUUACAAGGUGUAUGGUCAUAAUAUUGUGUUGGUGUGUGCCGCGGCCAACGAAACACCAAAGCCAGGAGGAGGCAUGGGACGGCUGGCUGGUAGCAUGUCCUGCAGGGUUCGUGUCCUUCCCCACAAGACUGGCGGAGGUAAUCCCACGGUGGGCUGUCAAGUCUGUAUAUGGUUUUCAACUUUUAUUAUUUUUGUGUUUGGGAGUGGUCUGAAUGGCGCUCCAGUCCAGCUCCACUCCUUCCGACUCUCCACACACCCAGCACACAUCAUGCCAUAUUGUUGCCUCUGCUGGACAGUUAGUGGCAGUCAUUCAGCUUCUCACUGAUGGGUGUAUAAAUUUCUUAUAAUGAGGAGCUCAUGAGUUUGCUGAUGUGUAUAGAGGUGGCGGUGUUGCUGUGAUGUGGGUGGGUCGGGUGAGGAGCAGCACGAGUGGUCUCUGCUCGUGUUCUAAGUUAAGGAUGUACCACAAUAACUUUAGUUUUAUACUUUUAUUUAUAAUUUGUUAAUGGAGGAAUCUUGUGUUAUUACUACCAAAGUGUUAUAAUGCAUUAGAAUUAGUUAGCAUUGGUGGUGGCAGCAGCAGCAGCAGGCAUGCUGCACUGCUGCGGUGAAGCAUUGCUCUUGGAUGCUGGGCAGCACUGGCAUUCUUACGUUUAAAUCAAAUUGUGAUAACAUAACUUGGAGGGACCACUUGGUAUGGGGUCACCUUCCCAGAAUUUCCAUACCUCUUUGUUAUUUAAGAUUUUGAUACAUAGUUUGGUGUUUAUUAUUAGCAUGUACUUAAAAUAUGUAAAUAAUUUUCACAGAAUCCUUUUGUCAAGUGGCAGUUGUACUAGUUUGGUCGGCAAGUCCAGUGGAGCCAGUCUGUGGUGCCCCAGCCAGGCAGGGAGUCAAUCUGGGGACCUCUGGCCAGACAGCCUUGCUCACACAAGUUGUUCACUGUGCUAACUCAGGUUCAUUAUCAUGUCAAAGUUCUCAGUGUGUUAGGCUGAAGUGUUUAGUGAUUGACGACAGCCAGCUGGGUCACCACAGCAUCCAGUGAUGUCAACACCAAUGGGUGUAUUCUGUAUCUUGAGUGUGACUCUUGCCUCUCACCAGUGAACACUUGAGACACAAGAAUUAAGUGUACAUUGUGGCUAAGGAAAGUGUAUCUUUAGAGGCGACACAGAAUGAACCUUUGCCUUAAGUUACUCACCACAGACACCUGUGUGUGGUGUGAUGCGAUGCAUGGAUGAGUGGGUGGGUCACGGUGCACUUGUCACACUUCCUAACACAAGUCAUCACAGAUGUAUCUAAUCUGUCAAGACACAGUACACAAGCUGUGCUGACAUUCCACUAAUGUGGAAAUAUUUUCACCUGUGUGUUCCUAUAGAAUUUGUAGGAAGUAUGUGAAAGUCUCAGCCUAGACAGUUUCAAAGUAAAUAAUGCAAUUCUAAUGAAUUUGGACCAUCAGCCCAGUUCAUGCAUGAACUUUUCUUAGACAUUGCUUGGACAGAGGUUGUCAGGAAAGCCCAAUCUGGUCUUUGGAAUUUCUUUGCACAAGUGUUAAUUGUAUCAGAAAAUGUUACACAGCAUUAAAAGAUGUUGGCAUUGUGACCCAGCCAUUCAUAGUGUUAGGCAUCAGAAGUAGUGUACACCUUAAUCCCUCAACAUUAAGCAUACAUGUAUAAGUAAUGCUACACACACACUGUAGCAUUGGUACAGUGUGAACUCAUCCAUGCUUUGCCAUUAGUACUCUUGUGCCAAAAUACUUGAUCUAUCCUGUCUGGUGCCUCUUGUUGGAUCCAAGCCUACAUUUCUGAUGUAAGGAAGUAGGGAACAGUCAGACAAUGCCAGUGUCUUCAAGACCUUUAUUGUUGUUAUUGAUCUCAAUGAUACACAAAGCUAAGGCAAUCACAAGUAGCAUCCUAAACACAAUGGAUACUCACUAGCACUCCUGUUUACAAAUAAUUUUUCAUGACACUGGUAUUGAAUUGGAAAUUGGGCUUGGUGUGUGGCCAGUAAUGUGUGUAACAAGUGUGUUUGAAGUGAUGAAGAUAAAUUGUGUAUGAGGAUCCCUGUGUGUGUGUGUGUGUGUGUGUGUGUGUGUGUGUGUGUGUGUGUGUGUGUGUGUGUGUGGAUCCAGGAGCAGGGGGGGGUUGAAAGCCCUGGUGUGUUGUUGCCUGUGGUAUGUAAACAUACUGUGGGGGACAUAACCUGGGUCCUGUGGGCUGUGGUGGAAAGAGAGAGAGAGAGAGAGAGAGAGAGAGAGAGAGAGAGAGAGAGAGAGAGAGAGAGAGAGAGAGAGAGAGAGAGAGAGAGAGAGAGUGGUGGGGGGGAAUUGUCCAUCUUGAUCUUCCAUUUCAGCAGCACUGUACAAGACAGGCCACACAAAACUUUCCUGUUUUGAAGCCACACCCAAGAGAUGGCAGGCAGAUAUAUACUAAGGGCAAAAAUGUGUCAAGAAAAUACUGACCCCACUGGGUACACAAUGCCCCAGCAAAUUGAGUUCACUCUGAACAUUAAGCAUGUAAUACAAGUGCAUAUCCAAAAUGCAUGCAAGCAUAUCAGUAGAAUGUAACUUGUGUAAAACACUCAGGAGGGAUAAAUACAACACUGGGAUGUUUGAGGGGAGGGAGGGACCACUGCUGCUUACCAUUAGCUGCAGUAGUGGGGACUGUACCCAUCAGUGGGCAUGUUACACAGCCAGGCAGCGAACACACCUGCUGUGAGAUUGAGUGUAGCCUGGUGGUGUCACUUGUAUCCUAUGCAGUCCUGUAGGAUGCUGGCUCCUGUAUGUGCCGCCACAACCACCAUCACCACUGUAAAGUUAACUAAAUAAAAUGUCUUUCUCUGA